Molecule: messenger RNA, 1923 nt
Organism: Drosophila willistoni
Lineage: Eukaryota; Metazoa; Arthropoda; Insecta; Diptera; Drosophilidae
Exons: 2
Coding region: 951-1532 (193 amino acids)
Source: RefSeq, a predicted model, not a curated record
UUCGUAGUAAAAAAAAAGUGUGAAAAAAAUGCCAAGUAAACAAAAUUCAGCGCCAAGGUCGUCGCACAAGUCCUUGGUAGAUUUUAAACCAAAAUUUUUGGAUUUUAGAGAUAUCGAGAAUGAAAGUCAACCACUGGCCAAAAGGAUUCUACUAUCAAUGCAAACUGAAGCGGGUAAAUCAAUGGUUCAGAAUAUGGUUGCAUCGGCCGCCAAAAAGGUAAACAGCAACAUUACCUCGCCUCCAAAGGAGAAAGAACCAGAAUUGCUGCUGUUCCCAUCGAGAACAAGCCUGGUGGCUCCAAAUUUUGAAAAACCGAAGCCGCUUGCUGCAGGAACUAAUUUAAAUGGAAAGACGACAAAUUCAACAAAUGUUUUACGAAAACGCGACUAUAAUCAGGCUUUCAAUCAAGUAAAGUCCUUUAAUGAUAAUGAGAAUGAGAAAAUGAAUGAGAAUGUGAGUUAUUUAAAUAAUUGGCCCAUUCAUGACGACACAAAUAAAGAGAAUCAAGAAGGUAACAAUUAUAGAAACAUACUUUCCACCCGUAGAUUUCUUUAAUACUGAGUCAAAUUUUUGAUUCUGGGCGAGAAAUUAAAAGAGAAAUUCUGCACAGAAGCGAGGACAACAGUAGUUGUUUACAUGUCGACUAUAAACCCAAUUCGGAUAAUCAAGGAGAACCAGAAAUUUGUUUUAAUUUUACAUUUGAUAAUCUGAAUAAUGAAAUAGUCGAUGCCAACAGUACAUAACAAUAUUAAUGGCAUUGUGAAUAUAAAUGAUGUGAAUGUUUCCAUAAAUAUUGAUUUUUCGAAUCUUGUACUGAAUACGCAAACAAAUGAUGAAGUGGUGAAAGGUAAAAAAUUUGAUAUACCAUCCGAUCUUGAUUUAGAUGCUCGUCUACAAGCUGAAUUGGACUCAUUGCUACCGUCGAUGACAUCUGAGGAAUCCGAAAUAGAUGCUCGCCUACAGGACGAACUUGACUCUUUGCCCUUCAUCGAGGUGGAUAAUACAGAUCCACCUCCCCUUGGUUCAGAUCCACAAAAUUGUGCACAAAUCUCAUAUGCGGCAGUGGAAAAUGAAGUGCCAGUGGAUGAAAUUGGGUGCUCCGAACACAGAUUUUCUACAACCGAUGCGAACUUUCGGGUAUUUCCGAAACGGUCACGGUGAAGAUAUUCCCGUGUCUUUUGUUCUUGGACCAGAUGGUUUGGUGACCAAUGUUUCCAUGGUCUCUGAAGAUAACGGUAUUGGUUUGCCAUUGGAUCAGCAAAUGGAGAGCCUAACAGCUGCACAACUUGAUCAAAUACUGCAAAGUGGCCGUACAUAUUUAGCCUUUCCACCAACGGCUAAAUCAUCGUCAUCGUCGACAUCUUCGUCGGCCGCUGAUCGCAAAAUAGUUCCCAAGAAAGUAGAAGAAGAAGUUCCAGAUGAUGAAGGUCAUCCACGAAAACCAACUGUAAAAGAUGAAGCUGAUUAUGAGGAAAUUGGUGUAUGCGAUACAUUUGCCGUAUAUUGGGCCAAUAUUCUAUUUUGCGAUUAGCGGCCGACGAAGAUAUUGAAACCCUGCAAACAACAAGUCAUAUUUUUGAGGACCAGAAAACAUAACGCUAUUCAACUGCAUCUCAAGGUAAUAAAGAUGAAAUACAAUGUCAUCAAAAAACCGUUGCACUUUUUGUUUUCAAAAAAAUAAUUACUUCUUGGCGGAAUGCAAAGCUACGCUUUUGCCUUCAAUUCCCUUGAUAUUCAACCAGUUAUUAUAUCAUACAGAUUUUAACAAGCGGUGCUUUUAAACUUCUAAAUAUUUGUAUUUAGAAAGUUAAUAUACCUCGGAGCAAUUCGACAAAAUAUCAUUCAACGAGUCAAUGCCGUGAUAACGAGUCGUUCGACAUUGUAAAAAAAAACUUUCUGAAAAAAUAAGUAAAAAAAAAAAA